Molecule: messenger RNA, 2976 nt
Organism: Lymnaea stagnalis (great pond snail)
Lineage: Eukaryota; Metazoa; Mollusca; Gastropoda; Lymnaeidae
Source: the annotation of a GenBank genome assembly
GUAGAGGACAACUACCAUGAAAGCAAUCCAUAUCAUAACGCUAUCCAUGCUGCUGAUGUGACCCAAUCUAUGCACUGCUAUCUUCAGGAGAAAAAGGUAACCUUGUCCUCUCUAUCAUUAUAUCAUCAAGAAUUCUUUUUUAAUUUGGUAAUUAACUCCAAGGCUGAUGGCUCUGACAUAAAUGACAUAAUAAAUCCUUGACAAAAUGACACAUUACAACAUUUAUCAAAAGCAACUUUGAUGUGUCUCAUUGAUUCACAAAGAUUUUCAAAAAAUUAGUGUAAUUUUUGUAUGCAGAAAAUCAUAUUCAGGGUACCACAUCCUAAUAACUUAGUUUUGAAAUUAGCUUUAAUUAACCUUAAAUAUAUUAAUUAUGAUGCAAGUCUCAUGAAACAUGCAAAGCACCCUGAUACUAUUUCUAUUAUGACUAUACCACUAAUUUCAAUUCUAGGACACAUAACAGAUUGAAUUGUCAACAAUAUCAAGAGCAUCAUCAUUAUUAAAAUAUAAGCAGAGCUAAAUGUACUUUUUAAAACAAAAUUCCACUCAAUAAUCCUUAUGUGUGUAUCCUAGGUGUUUGAAUCUACUUCUGACCUUGAUAAAAUGGCUGCCCUUAUUGCUGCACUUACACACGACCUUGACCAUCCAGGGGUUAACAAUACAUUUCUCAUAGUGACAUGCAAUCAUUUGGCAGCACUCUAUCAGGUAAUCUUUUUACCCAGUCUGUCCCACAAUUUAUUGCUAUAUAUUUGUAAUGGUGUGGUCACGAUGACUACAGUUUUUGGGGUUGUCGGCAGGAUUACGCGGCCUCUUCGCACUUGCUAACUCAGCAAGCACAAGCAAAUACAGAAAUCUUUAUUUAUAAUUUCUGGACGUUUUGCAGAGUCUGUCCUAGAAGUUGCAUGUUUACAGCUAGUAUUCAUAGAUAUGGCACCUCUGCUGCAUUAGGGCCUUGUAAUGUGAUAAAGCCGGUAAGGUGGCCUAGAUGUUGAGAUUCCCAGGAUUCUGUGACUGUGCUCUAUUCACCACUAGGCUACAGGUUUUGGUGCUGCGAGCAGUGUUAAAGUGUGUCAACAAUCAAAACAAACACACACACCCCACCCUCCAGUGGCCACACAGCAACAUAUUGAUAAAUGUAUUGUUAAGUAAGCUACAAUAAUCACCUUAUGUAACUUUGACAUUCAUGCUUAAACCUAUCCUACCAUGUUAGAAGCUAGGCAUUCUUUCAAUCAAAUCUCUUUCUGUAAACCUGACUACAAUAGUUUACAAAGAAAAUAACCAAGCUUUAAAAUAUUCAAAAUCCAGUGAAACCUGGAAAUAAUGAACCUUGAAAUAAGCAUGUCCCUUUGCAUAUGUGGCAACCCCAACAUAAAAUAAUUUCUUAACACUGGUUGAAUCUGCAAAUAGCUCCAUCCCUGAAAAAUACCUCCAAUUUUGCAUUGUUUCCAGUUUUCACUGUAUAUUAAAAAAUAGAAAUGUUUUUAAUGGAAACAUGCAGCACACUCAAACAUUGUGUCACUACGAAUCAUCAACAUGGAUAUUUGAACAACCAGAAAUCUCUGUUAAUUUCAAUCACCUGACACUAAAAUUUGGUGUCCACUUGACUACUCAAUAGGAUCAUGAUAAAAAUCCCUGAGUUAAAAUUUGAACAAACUAGAAGGGAAAUUUGAAGUCAAUAUCUUCUGUUUAAGCAGAGCCUAUUGUAACAAUCAUAAUGAAAUGUAAUUGUCUCAAUGAAGAAAGCAUGCUCCUAUAAUAGUAUAUUAUUAGUGAAAUAAAUUAGAGAUUAAAAAUAAAUUUAGCUUUUGAUGACUUACAGAGCCGUGAGUUGUAAAUUGUUGCUAAUAUUUUGGGAGCUGUAAAGUGUUACUGAUAGUUUGUGAGUUGUAAAUUGUCAUACUGCGGACAAAAGAAACAAAAUUACAGUAUUAGUCAUUAACAAGACUAUGGAAUAUAAAUCUCUGUUAUAAGUUUAUGCUUAGUGUUGAGCUCAUCAUGUGAUUAUGCUGUCAACAAUGAGUGAGAUCUCCAAUAAUUGUCCACAGAACAGCUCAGUUUUAGAGAAUCAUCACUGGCGGUCUGCUGUGGGCCUUUUGGCAGAAUCAGGCCUCCUCUCUCAUUUUUCUUCACAGCAAAGGUAAAUUGUACAUCUGCUGGAUUACACCAAUUUAAUGUAGAUAGUAGGGCUAUCAAGGUACUAAUAGGAAUUUUGCUGGAUUGCACCAUUCAGUUUUGUUUAUUCUCUCACGUCUUGACUGCUUUUAUUUGAGGCAGAGAAAAGACACUAACAAAUACAAGAAUACACUACUAGUAGCAGCUCAAAAUCUCCUCACAUAAUACACUACUAUUAUUAGCUCAAAUCUCCUCACAUAAUACACUACUAGUAUUAGCUCAAAACCUCCUCACAUAUUACACUACUAGUAUUAGCUCAAAACCUCCUCACAUAAUACACUACUAGUAUUAGCUCAAAACCUCCUCAGUGAUGAACAUGCCUUGCACAAUGUUCUAUGCUACAAGAAGGGCAUCCACUCACACUAGAAAAUAAGACAAAAUAGAUGCAAACCAAAGUUAUCCCUGAUAAAUUCUGAAUUAACAUUAUAAUCUUUCACUUUUCUCUAGCCGCCCCCACCCCACUUGCAAUCAAUGCUAUUAAAGUUAAAGAUGCUCUCAACCAUUCAGAAUUAACUCCCUUUGUCAUUAGCAAUUUCAAGCUUACUACAAGAUCUGGUUUCACUGAGAAACACAGUGUCUUUCAACAGACCCGCACAUUUACUAGUGUGACAUUUCUAUUAAUGCACUAACUUCUGCAUACAUUUUUUAGUUCUCCGACUGAUAACAUCCUUGAUGAAUUUGAAAGAAAUGACUAUGAUGACCAUGUACCAGAAUGUUGUUGAGUGUAUUUUCUUAUAUUUCAGACAAUGUUUUAUCCUGCAGCUCAAAUCUUUGAUAUUAGCCACCGAUAUUACCAGGCAGCAA